UCGCGGAGCCUCCAAAGCGCCAUGUUGGAGCAGAGCAUCCGGAGGUUUACCACCUCUGUGGUCCGGAGGAGCCACUAUGAGGAGGGCCCUGGGAAGAAUUUGCCAUUUUCUGUGGAAAACAAGUGGCGGUUACUGGUUAUGAUGACCAUGUUCUUUGGGUCUGGAUUUGCUGCACCUUUAUAG
Molecule: messenger RNA, 183 nt
Organism: Echinops telfairi (small Madagascar hedgehog)
Lineage: Eukaryota; Metazoa; Chordata; Mammalia; Afrosoricida; Tenrecidae
Product: cytochrome c oxidase subunit 7C, mitochondrial-like
Exons: 1
Coding region: 22-183 (53 amino acids)
Biological process (GO): mitochondrial electron transport, cytochrome c to oxygen
Source: RefSeq, a predicted model, not a curated record